GGUAAAAGCAGGAGAAUGAUUACCCAGUAGCUUAAUGGAGUACAGAAGAUUUUACAUCCUUUUUUCACAAGGGAAAGGGUAGACGGGAAAUGUAGACAUUUAUUUUGAGGAGCAGCAAAUGAUCAUUAAGAACAAUGAAUGGGCAGAAAUUAAUUAGUAAAUAAUUUUCUUUUGAGUUAUCUUGUGAAAAAGUCCCUCCAGGCAUGGCUGCAUUUCUGAGUCUUUCUGCAUUUCUGAGAUUUCAGUGAGGAGAGGAAUGCAUUGCUUCUUCUAGAAAGAGGCUUCUCUAGUCAGGGAAGGAAAUUUCAGAGAGUACCUCCCUGCACUUGGGGAAAGUGGGAGCAACAAGUCAAGGUUGGGGGACCUGCAUUAUGAGGCAGCUUCUAAAGCCUCUGUCUUUGGGGUAUCGCUUUCUGAGCGUCAAGAGUAAAACGUGAUGCAUUCCUUUCCUUCCAACCUAGAUUCUAGUAGUUUAGAUCAGUAUCAUUGUUUUUACUUCAAAGUUCAGGAAACGCUGGAAAUUGCUAGCUAAUAUCACAGGAAAACAAAAAACACGAGGUUGACUUCACCUAUUCUGCCUACCCGCGGUAGGUAACCAUGUAUGAAUAGAGACUCCCAGGCAUAAUCAAAUUACCUCUGUCAAGUCCUCGCCCUAAGACUAUUUUUGGAAACUAGGGAUUUUCCAGAUUACUGAAAGCCGUGGCGGUGUCAAAGGCCGGGCAGGAGUUUCGCAAGCAGAGCUAUGAAAGCAGCCACCCUCGCGGUCAUUCCUACGCCUCCGCCCUACUUCCCCACACUGGCAAAAACACGCUCCCCGGGGAGCUUUCAUUUGGGAACCGAUACGGUCCACAGCCCUGUGUUCUUCAAAUACUGUAAAGCAGCCCUCUCCAGAUUCCUUGAGGGUCACUUUAUAUUACACAUUCGUCCACACACGACAACCAAGUCACCACUUCCACCCGCCAAAGCGCGCUCAGGUCGGCAGCCACUUCCCUUGUUACACGCGGAACACAAGCCGCGCCGAGGCUAAAGGAAGAGGCCGGAAUGCAGGGCGAAGGGGCGCAGAGAUGCUAGCCAAUGCUGCCACCUCUAUUUUGGGUAUAAAGGAUCUUGUAAAGCUCCGUUAUUCGUGUGGCUAAGUAUCACAAACAAGGUGGUUCCGACCGGCCUUGGCUAGAGAAGGCCUCCUUAGCCUCUGAGGACCCCAAAGUCUGUCGCAGCACCCAACACUCCCCUAGCAGGCCCAGUUGCCGAAGGCGGAGGCGCGGCCUGGAGGGACUAGUUGGCGCGCGGCGGCCCGGCGUGGUGACGUCAGGGCGGAAGCGCAUGCGGCGUGAAGCGGCCCAGAACCCGGCGGUCACGGGAAUAUCCGUCGCGCCGAGAACGCUGGUUAGUCUUGUUUCGGGUUCCGGCUGCGUUGGGCUUGCGUGCGGCUCGCUAAGACUAUGGCGUCCGGGCCUCAUUCGACAGCUACUGCUGCCGCCGCCGCCUCAUCGGCCGCUCCAAGCGCGGGCGGCUCCAGCUCCGGAACGACGACCACGACGACGACCACGACGGGAGGGAUCCUGAUCGGCGAUCGCCUGUACUCGGAAGUUUCACUUACCAUCGACCACUCUCUGAUUCCGGAGGAGAGGCUCUCGCCCACCCCCUCCAUGCAGGACGGGCUCGACCUGCCCAGCGAGACGGACUUACGCAUCCUGGGCUGCGAGCUCAUCCAGGCCGCCGGCAUUCUCCUCCGGCUGCCGCAGGUGGCGAUGGCAACGGGGCAGGUGUUGUUUCAUCGUUUUUUCUACUCCAAAUCUUUCGUCAAACACAGUUUCGAGAUUGUUGCUAUGGCUUGUAUUAAUCUUGCAUCAAAAAUCGAAGAAGCACCUAGAAGAAUAAGAGAUGUGAUUAAUGUAUUCCACCACCUCCGCCAGUUAAGAGGAAAAAGGACUCCAAGCCCCCUGAUCCUUGAUCAGAACUACAUUAACACCAAAAAUCAAGUUAUCAAAGCAGAGAGGAGGGUGCUAAAGGAGUUGGGAUUUUGUGUUCAUGUCAAGCAUCCUCAUAAGAUCAUUGUUAUGUAUUUACAAGUCUUAGAAUGUGAACGUAAUCAAACCCUGGUUCAAACUGCCUGGAAUUACAUGAAUGACAGUCUUCGAACCAAUGUGUUUGUUCGAUUUCAACCAGAGACUAUAGCAUGUGCUUGCAUCUACCUUGCAGCUAGAGCACUUCAGAUUCCAUUGCCAACUCGUCCCCAUUGGUUUCUUCUUUUUGGUACUACAGAAGAGGAAAUCCAGGAAAUCUGCAUAGAAACGCUUAGGCUUUAUACCAGAAAAAAGCCCAACUACGAAUUACUGGAAAAAGAAGUAGAAAAAAGAAAAGUAGCCUUACAAGAAGCCAAAUUAAAAGCAAAGGGAUUGAAUCCGGAUGGAACUCCAGCCCUUUCAACCCUGGGUGGAUUUUCUCCAGCCUCCAAGCCAUCAUCGCCAAGAGAAGUAAAAGCUGAAGAGAAAUCACCAAUCUCCAUUAAUGUGAAGACAGUCAAAAAAGAACCUGAGGAUAGACAACAGGCUUCCAAAAGCCCUUACAAUGGUGUAAGAAAAGACAGCAAGAGAAGUAGAAAUAGCAGAAGUGCAAGUCGAUCAAGGUCAAGAACACGAUCACGUUCUAGAUCACAUACUCCAAGAAGACACUAUAAUAAUAGGCGGAGUCGAUCUGGAACAUACAGCUCGAGAUCAAGAAGCAGGUCCCGCAGUCACAGUGAAAGCCCUCGAAGACAUCAUAAUCAUGGUUCUCCUCACCUUAAGGUCAAGCAUACCAGAGAUGAUUUAAAAAGUUCAAACAGACAUGGUCAUAAAAGGAAAAAAUCUCGUUCUCGAUCUCAGAGCAAGUCUCGGGAUCAUUCAGAUGCAGCCAAGAAACACAGGCAUGAAAGGGGACAUCAUAGGGACAGGCGUGAACGAUCUCGCUCCUUUGAGAGGUCCCAUAAAAGCAAGCACCAUGGUGGCAGUCGCUCAGGACAUGGCAGGCACAGGCGCUGACUUUCUCUUCCUUUGAGCCUGCAUCAGUUCUUGGUUUUGCCUAUCUGCAGUGUGAUGUAUGGACUCAAUCAAAACAUUAAACGCAAACUGAUUAGGAUUUGAUUUCUUGAAACCCUCUAGGUCUCUAGAACACUGAGGACAGUUUCUUUUGAAAAGAACUAUGUUAAUUUUUUUGCACAUUAAAAUGCCCUAGCAGUAUCUAAUUAAAAACCAUGGUCAGGUUCAAUUGUACUUUAUUAUAGUUGUGUAUUGUUUAUUGCUAUAAGAACUGGAGCGUGAAUUCUGUAAAAAUGUAUCUUAUUUUUAUACAGAUAAAAUUGCAGACACUGUUCUAUUUAAGUGGUUAUUUGUUUAAAUGAUGGUGAAUACUUUCUUAACACUGGUUUGUCUGCAUGUGUAAAAAUUUUUACAAGGAAAUAAAAUACAAAUCUUGUUUUUUCUAAACUGCUUCAAAUACCUUAUUUAAAUAAAUUAUUAAAAAGGAAAAUUUUAAUAGCAAAA
This is a messenger RNA of Nomascus leucogenys (northern white-cheeked gibbon), 3524 nucleotides long. RefSeq names its product cyclin L1 (gene CCNL1). Lineage: Eukaryota; Metazoa; Chordata; Mammalia; Primates; Hylobatidae. Gene Ontology annotation, biological process: regulation of transcription by RNA polymerase II. Gene Ontology annotation, cellular component: nucleus. Gene Ontology annotation, molecular function: cyclin-dependent protein serine/threonine kinase regulator activity. The record is from RefSeq and is a predicted model, not a curated record.